AUCAGCGUUAUCCAUUCGUUUGCUCAUCGCCGAAGCGUAAACACAUCUGGCAACUUACACGCGCGCGUACGUGAUAUUGUUUUUUAACGGUGCAAUAAUUCGUAAAAGUAGUUUUUUUUGUGUUAGCAGCGUACGAAUAAGAACAAAAAAACAACAAAUUAAGCGCAAACAAAUUUUUAACGAAAACAAUCGGGUUCUUGCAAAAUUAGCACAGCUGCUGAGAUCAACUGAGUCUGAAAUAAAAUAUAAAAAAAAAACGAACACCCAUAAAUCUUGCAAAAAUCCAACUUUUAAGAAUUCAACUAACGUUUGCUACCAAAAACUUGUCACAAUGUUGAAUAAUAAAGUCAGAUUGUUUGUGAUCUUUUUGCUUGCAAUCAUUUCCGUUGUGUGGCCAAGCACUCAAGCUGUUGAUGCAAACAAGCUUAAUGUCACCAUUUUGUAUGAAUCGUUAUGUCCGGAUAGCGUUAAUUUUAUGAUCAAGCAGUUAGCGCCAGCUUAUGAAAAACUCAAAGGAAACUUGAAUGUAAAUCUCGUGCCGUUUGGAAAAUCACGUUCCGUCAACGGCGGCAGCCAAUUCUAUUGUCAACAUGGACCACCAGAAUGCUCUGGGAAUCUUUUGCAGUCGUGCGUUUUGAAUCAGGAAAGCACACAGGACCAGCGAGUACGUUUCGCCAUCUGCCAAAUGAGGUCAAGAGAUAAGCAAAGUGUUGAGGAAUGCACCGAUUUGGUUGGUCUCAGCAGCGACAUCAGCGAUUGCGUUGACACAAACUUGGGCAAGCAGUUGCAACUAUUGGCCGAGCAAGUGACCAACCAGUAUUCGCUGAAAUUUGUGCCAACAAUAAUUUAUGAUGGUGUUUUCAACCAACUACUUCAGGAUGCAUCAUUUUUCGACUUCCACAGCACCGUUUGUGUGCUGCUGCAGAGACGUGGGGUUGCCAACGAGUCUUGCCAGUGAGUGAAAUGGUGCAACGGCGAUUGAUGAGGGGAAUGACAGCAAAAAAAACUAAAUUGAUUAAAAAAAUUUGUCUAGUCUAGUAACUGUCAGGGGCUCUGUUGAAUUGGUUAUGAGAAAAAAGAAUUGGAGGAUAUUUUUUUAAUUAAAAUUUUAUUGCAGAGACCAAGUUUUGUUAUUGGUUUUUAAAUACACAGUCUUAUUGGAAGAAAUUAGUUGUGGAACGUUGCUUUGCAGUCAACCGCGAACACCCAAUACCAUCCAUUCAAAGAGUAUUCAGAAUUUCUCAUUCGAGCAAACUGGGCCUGAUACAUUAGAGAUAUUCAUCUAAAUGAUUAAAUGCCUCGUAUGCCAGGUAAACUUACGCUUUUACAUGGCAGAAAUACACUCGGAGGUUUGCCAUUGCCUGCGGAAG
This is a messenger RNA of Anastrepha obliqua, 1370 nucleotides long. Its product is annotated as GILT-like protein F37H8.5. Lineage: Eukaryota; Metazoa; Arthropoda; Insecta; Diptera; Tephritidae. The record is from RefSeq and is a predicted model, not a curated record. The transcript is spliced from 5 exons. Bases 332 to 958 code for a protein of 208 amino acids. Gene Ontology annotation, molecular function: oxidoreductase activity, acting on a sulfur group of donors, disulfide as acceptor.